Messenger RNA from Trypanosoma rangeli, 1221 nucleotides. RefSeq names its product putative regulator of chromosome condensation (RCC1). Lineage: Eukaryota; Euglenozoa; Kinetoplastea; Trypanosomatida; Trypanosomatidae. The transcript has a single exon. Gene Ontology annotation, molecular function: guanyl-nucleotide exchange factor activity. The record is from RefSeq and is a predicted model, not a curated record. Gene Ontology annotation, cellular component: cytoplasm. The coding region runs from base 1 to 1221 and encodes 406 amino acids.
AUGCCCUUUCUAGCCACAGCCGGCUCCAACCAUUAUGCCCAGCUUGGCCGUGAAGGUGACACUUCGUUUUUCGAGGUGUUGGACAUUGAAAAUGAUUUUGUUCAGGUUUGUUGUGGAGCGCGUUACACUUUGGCCUUGACAAGAUCCGGCAGCGUAUACGGGUGGGGAUUAAAUGAGUCUGGCCAACUCGCACUGCCUGCACCAAUUGUCAAACGUCCUACGUUAAUCAACACUUGCUAUAAUAGUCGUAUUGUAAAGGUUUCAUGUGGGGAAUCACACUCCCUUUUUUUAACCUCAUCUGGAGAGAUUUACUGCUGCGGAGAUGGUUCCUGUGGACAACGUGGAGAUGGCACGUUUCACAGCAAAUGCUUUGAGCUUAGUCGAGCACUUCUUAAUGAAACUACAAGAGAUGUCUUUUGUGGUGCACGUACAUCGUUUGCCAUUACAGAUGAUGGUGAUCUUUUUGGGUGGGGCGAAACAACAAGUGGUAUGCUCGGUGCCAAAGCAUGGCCUACACCUACCUUGUCCGUGCCUACUCGUCUUUCAGUUGGCCCACCGCGAACCCGCAUUGCCUGGGGAGUUGCUUCUCGAAAUUUCGCAAUAAUCAUAACUACCAAAGGCGAAAUUUUGGGUGCGGGGAGUAACAGUGACGGUCAACUUGGAAUAGCUGAUUCUUGCACCUACACUUGGAGGCCUAUACGAGAUGUGGGACGUGUCUCUCUUGUGGCCUGUGGUUGCCGUCAUACGUUAUGUUAUCAGGUGGAAAAAAAGCGUUGCAUCGUACUUUCCGAUCAGCUUGGGUCAUUCACCUUGCCUAACCCGACGGGACUUGCUGCAGGAGAAGAUAACGUCUUUGCUUGCAUAGAUGGAGGAAGAAGUUUGCUCGUUUAUGGGCAUAAUAGAAACGGUCAGCUUGGUGUUGGUGAUAUUCCCAACGUCGAAAAGCUCACACAGGUUUCUCUCCCUAUAAAAGCAAAUGUAGUUAUGGUAUCGUGUGGGCGUAAGCAUACUUGCCUCUUGCUUUCUGGAGAGGAGGUACACCGUGGAAAUUACACAGUUUUCAUGGAAGAUUCCGCUACAGCUGAAGGAGAUAUCAGCAGAAAGACACGCACGGUAACGAAUUGGGGGCGACCCUCCUUUGGAUGGGAAUGCGCAGCCACAUCAGUGGCUGCCCUCAUAGUGGGAGUGUUAGUUGCAAGGUUUUACGGCUACCAACGUUGA